Molecule: messenger RNA, 2255 nt
Organism: Telopea speciosissima
Lineage: Eukaryota; Viridiplantae; Streptophyta; Magnoliopsida; Proteales; Proteaceae
Product: transcription factor bHLH62-like
Exons: 9
Coding region: 49-1815 (588 amino acids)
Biological process (GO): regulation of DNA-templated transcription
Cellular component (GO): nucleus
Molecular function (GO): DNA-binding transcription factor activity; protein dimerization activity
Source: RefSeq, a predicted model, not a curated record
CUUGCUCUCACUUCCCUCCUCGGUGGAUUUUAGUCUGCUUGUUUAUCCAUGGAAAAGGAGAAGCUUUUUGUGAAUGCUGGUAGCCCACCUUCUCUGAGCUACGCUGGCUCUUCGUCAUCUCCACCUACCACUUGGCAUUCUUCAAAUUCAGCCAUGGAACUUCCAUUAGCGGAGCUGAAUUGUUCUUCCGAGCAAUUGCCCAUUUGCUUCCUCAAUCUCAAUUGGGAGAAUUCAAUGGAUCAGAGCGUUCCCUUUGAAUCAGCCUUGAGCUCAAUCGUUUCUUCUCCGGCCACAUCGAAUGCCACGACCGCCGUCCCAACAGACAGCGUUAUCAUCAGAGAAUUGAUUGGAAAACUUGGUAGCAUCUGUAACUCCGGCGAGAUCUCUCCUCAGUCUCAGACAUUGGGUGGAAGUGCAGCUUCUGCUUCUUACAUUGGGGAAAACAAUAGUGUCAACACUUCCUGUUACAGUACCCCUUUAAAUUCUCCACCAAAACUCAAUCUUUCCAUGAUGGAUCAUCAGGUCAGGGGGAAUUCUAUGCCUGCACAUCCCAGUUUGACUCCUUUCUGUGGAGAUCCUGGAUUUGCAGAGAGGGCUGCAAGGUCCUCCUGCUUUGGAAGCCGGAAUUUUGGCGGAUUAACGGCCCAAUUCGGGUUCAACGAAGCUGAUUUCCCUCAGAGGUCGGUGCCCAGGCCGGAGAAUGGAAAGUUAUCGAGAGUCUCGAGCAGCCAAUCUCUCAAGGCUGUUGGAUCUCAUAUGGGUAGUCAGGAGAACAAGGAGACUCCAUUGCAGGAUGCAACUGAGACAGAGAUGAGAUCCGCUUCGGCUAAAUUCAGUAGAUUAUCGAGGUCUUCAACGCCGGAUAAUGCGGAGUUCGUAAAUGCUCUCGAGGAAUCUUCAAUUUCCGAGCAAAUCCCAGGUGGGGAUUCUUCUGUGAAAGCUUCCAAUGAUGCCAAUGGCAGAAAGAGAAAAGCUACUCCAAGAGGAAAAGCAAAGAAUACCCCUUCAUCUCCUUCUCGGAAAGACUCAAAGGAAGAGGAGGACCCAAAUGCAAAGAGAAGCAAACCAGCUGAAGCCACUGCAAAUGAGAAAGUUUCAACAAAAGCAAAGGAAGAAUCCAAUGGGGGUACCAACAAUGCAGGACAUGGAGAUCAGAAGCAAACAAAGGAUAACCCAAAGCUGCCGGAACCUCAGAAGGAUUACAUCCAUGUUAGAGCAAGAAGAGGCCAAGCCACUGAUAGCCAUAGUCUUGCUGAAAGGGUCCGAAGAGAGAAGAUCAGUGAACGGAUGAAGUUCCUUCAAGAUCUUGUACCAGGCUGCAAUAAGGUUACCGGUAAAGCAGUUAUGCUCGACGAGAUUAUAAACUAUGUUCAGUCACUGCAGCGACAAGUUGAGUUCUUAUCUAUGAAAUUAUCCACUGUAAACCCCAGGCUUGAUUUCAAUAUGGAAAGUUUACUCUCAAAAGAGAUACUUCAAACUCGAGGAUCGCUUCCACAUCCAAUUUACCCAUUAUAUUCGUCAGCAUCAGCCUUUCCUUUUGGGCACCACCCCCUUCAAAGUGGAAUUUCUAAUGGAGCAGAGACCCAGUGCUCAGUGAACCCAUUAGAUGCCAUGUUUCUUCGAAAUCUAGGGUUGCAGUUACCUUCUGUGGAUGGUUUUGGUGAAGCUGCUUCUCAGCUCUCCACAUUCUGGGAGGAUGAUCUCCAAAGUGUUGUUCAGAUGGGUUUUGGCCAGAACCAGAGCCAGGAAGCAGCAUUGCAGCCACAGAGUUUCCAUGGCUCAUUGCCAACUGCCCACAUGAAAGUUGAGCUCUGACCACCAUUUACCAGACUUGAAUUUGGUUGAGGCCCCAUGUAAAGGAGGCCUUUGUAUAUAAAAAAAAAGGUUUGUUUGAAUUGGCGAACGAGCUCCAGAAUUAUCAACCAUUACUCCUGAGCAAGAGACCUUUUAUCCUUUUUUCUUUUUUGGGUCCCCAUCUUUUUUUGUUGAUCAUUUCUGUGACUUAUUCUUUGGAGAAGUCUUACAAUUGUCCUCUGUAAAAUCUUAGAACUAAUUGCGUCCUGUGGUGAAAAAUAUUAUCACCACAUGUAAGAUGUAACAUGGUAAGAAGAACACAAGAGUGGAAGGGAGGGAGGGAUGGAAGGAGGAGUUCUGUUACAAACUUCUGAUCCAACCUUUGUUGGGCAUAUCAAACUUACCAUUCAGUAAUUCUAUUAUUAAUUCAUUGAGAUGUUUUAUUAUAUUUUAUGAUUCAA